Messenger RNA from Phytophthora nicotianae INRA-310, 465 nucleotides. RefSeq lists its product as hypothetical. NCBI's taxonomy places the organism in Eukaryota, Oomycota, Peronosporomycetes, Peronosporales, Peronosporaceae. Bases 1 to 465 code for a protein of 154 amino acids. The record is from RefSeq and is a predicted model, not a curated record. The transcript is spliced from 2 exons.
AUGGAGUUGCAAUCAUCGCACACGCCACUACAGCGCCACCCCAAGUGCUCGGCGCUCUACGCUAGUCGCCUCCGCCACGACCCACAAGCUUCGAAACCGACCGAGUCACUGGCUCCAAGUGUCGCCUAUUUGGCCAAUGUGACGGUCGAAGUGACCACCAAGACUUUGACUCGAGAUGCGUCAACAUUUGCGCUCACAGUACACGACAAGAAGUCCAGUUCAACGUGGCGCCAUCUUCGAUCUUAUUCCGAGUGUCGAGCGUUUCAGACUCGAGUGCUCAAGUUGCUGAGUCGCGGCCACUUGUGCUUUGCCGAGUGUCCGUGGCUCUACGCGUCACAGUCCCAAGCCCCGCGUCGUGGAGAACCAGCGCCAAGCUCUUGCCAGACUAUUUGCCACUUUGCAACGAGUUUUGCUGAAUCCGCUCAAUCAGAAAUGCUCCGUUUUGAUGCAACAAGUCGCGCCUGA